Actinia tenebrosa (Australian red waratah sea anemone) is the source of this 1884-nucleotide messenger RNA. RefSeq names its product beta-1,3-galactosyltransferase 5-like. Lineage: Eukaryota; Metazoa; Cnidaria; Anthozoa; Actiniaria; Actiniidae. The record is from RefSeq and is a predicted model, not a curated record. Gene Ontology annotation, molecular function: hexosyltransferase activity. Gene Ontology annotation, biological process: protein O-linked glycosylation. Gene Ontology annotation, cellular component: Golgi membrane.
UCGGCCAGCGAAAUCAAUUUUUUCUUUCCUGCAUCACUGUAAUGCUUUCUUACUACUAGCUUUCUCAUUUUUCCCUGUUUGUCGUUUUGAGUGAUUUUUAUGCCGUGUUAAAUUUCUAGUUGCCUUUGGUCAGAAGGAAAACGUAUCAUAUUUCUUGCCGACCGUCACACGAAGGUCUCAUAUUUCAUUUCGCGUAUUCAUCGGCAUUACGUGCUAUUGACAGGAACGUCUGACCGAACCAGUAUUACGACAACACGAAAGUGGACAACUACUAAGAUGAUAUCAAAAAAAGUUCUGGUUUUUACUUUAAUCGUUGUCCAAGCAUUCCUUUUGCUUUUUCUCAUCAAAAGUAAAGUUUGGAAAUUAGAUCAUUUCGGUCAUCGAUUUCGUAAUGAUUGGACGAGUUGGAAAAAUGACUCCGAGGCAGUUGAGCACGAUGCUGAAGUAUUUGGUGUAAUCGAUUUGGAAGAUCAGAAGUUUGGUUGGUUGAAUAAACCACUAAAGAACAUCACUCGCAUUACCUAUAGACCUGAAGCUAACUCCACUACAGCUACUAUGUCAACUGAAAUUUCAACACUUUCAAACUCCCUAAGGAGCAAGAUCAUUAAACCUGCCAUUGAUCAAGACAAAGAGAAACUCUUUCUCCUCGUUCUUGUGACUACUGUUCCUAAAUCCCUGGAGAGAAGGGAACUCAUUCGAAAUACUUGGGCUAAAGCUGCCCAAUCUCCACUUCAACAAGGCACAGAUACUAUGAACUUCAGGUCUCAUGUCGUGUUUAUGCUAGGAAUAACAGGAGACCCCAAACAAGACAGCGCAAUAGAAGAAGAAGCUGAAAAGUAUGGAGACAUACUUCGAGUCCCAUGCAUUGAGUCUUACAGAAAUAUCAUCUCUAAGGUAUGGUUUGCGUUUGAAUGGGCUCUGCCAUAUCACCCAAAAUAUAUCCUAAAGGCAGAUGACGAUAUAUAUGUCCGCAUAUCAGGAUUUAAAUCGUGGUUGUCGGGGGGGAAGUUACCGGAUAGACUUUAUGCAGGGUAUGUGCACUAUAGAGCCUAUAUUUCUAGAAAUCCAAAAAACAAGCAUUAUGUGAGUAAAUCUGAGUAUAGAGAAAAGUUUUUCCCGAAUUACUGCGCUGGACCAUGUUAUACUUUUUCAGGAAACUUACUGGAUGAGUUUUUAGCGGGGUCCAAAUUAGUUCCUAAGUUUCAGGUUGAAGAUGCCUAUCUUGGAUUGGUAGCCAAGGGAACUGGAGUACGUCCCCUUAAUAUAGGGGGUAAGCUCUUCGUGUGGGAUAGAUCUUUGUCCGGUUCUGUUCGCCGAUGGAACGACCAAAGACUUUCAAGGGUCAUUUGUUUAGGAGACAGUUUAACUCUCGAAGCUAUCAAGUAUAUACAUGAAAGAUUUAGGAAGAUUGACRAUGUUGAUGUGUAAAUGAUAGUGUUGUAGGGUCCCACGUUUAAAUGGUAUCAACUACAUAGAUUUAAGGUUAUUGUCAAUAAUUGUUUGAAAGUUAUUUAUUAUUCAGUCCCAUUCCAAAUCUCRUUUAGAAUUUCUCAUUUUUUUAAUUAAUGAGUUUUAAAGGAAAUCUUCGAAAUAGGCUGACAUUUAUUUGUUUAAUUGAUAAUUGAUAAUUUAUUACAUUAGAAAGUCUUUGAAUUUCUUGUAGAGAAUAUUCUUUCAUUUGCUUACCACUGCUGAAAACAAUUAAAGAUUAAUCUCAAACUAAUAGAUAAAAAAAUAACAAAAAAGGGGGGAAAGGAAGGGGGUAAAAAAUAUGUGGUUAGUAGGUAAAUUUAUAUUUCACUUAACAGAUCAAAAACAGUUUUCCGUGUUUGAUACUCUGAUCAAAACACGCGGGAUGUUGGGAGAACACGAGAGGAGCGUAGG